AACUUUUUCAGUAGAGUUUUGAUCGCACAGUCGAACUCUACCUGUAUUACGGUUCGGACAGUCGCGACGAUAUGUCUCUGUAUACAUUGACGAAAUAAAAUAAAAUAAAUAUUUUCAAAACCUAAAUUAAAUUUCAAAUUUAUUCCUUAAUCGCAGCAGUUACAUAUAUUAUUUACAAAAUAUUGAUAGUUACAGCAACGCUUAUCAUGAGAAUAAUUUUUAGCAAAAAACUGUUAAUAUGGGCUAUGAUAUUCGCUCUAAUGGUAGUUGGCAUUACUCUUGGAUUGGUUUUCGGACUCGGUCAGAAAAAUGAAACCUACGUUGUUGCCGCAGUUGUUUCCAAUGGAAGAGGUUGUGCAGAUAUAGGCAGCCAAAUGUUAAAUGAUGGUGGAUCUGCAGUAGAUGCCGCUAUCGCAACCCUGCUUUGUGAAGGCAUAAUUUUGCCACAUAGCAUGGGAAUCGGCGGUGGUUUCUUCGCUACAAUAUACACUAAGUCUACUCGUAAAAUUGAAACGUUAGUAGCGAGAGAAAUGGCGCCUCUUCAAGCAAGUAAAGACAUGUUUGUCGGUGAGGAAAACGUCACAGGUGCCCGAUCUGGAGCUGUGCCCGGAGAAAUUCUUGGUUAUUGGGAAAUGCAUCAAAAAUAUGGCCGAUUACCAUGGAGAGUUCUGUUUCAGCCGACCAUUAAGCUUUGUAAAGAAGGGCAUUGGGUUUCGAAAUACCUUGCUGCCGCCAUUAAAUCCAAAGAGGAAAAUAUUCGUAAUGAGCCUUCGAUGGCAGAAAUAUUUCUCAAAGAAGACGGUUCUCUUUAUGUUGAGGGAGAAUAUUUAAAGCGGCCUCAACUAGCUAUCACUUUAGAAAAAAUAGCUGAAAACGGUGCCGGAGAACUGUACGAUGGUGGAGAAGUCGGUAAACAGUUUGUGGAAGAUAUUAAAGAUUCGGGUGGAAUUAUUACUGAAGAAGAUUUGAAAAAUUUCAAAGUUCGAUGGGAGGACAAUAACCACAUCAUUGCGAAUUUAACCGGGGGAUAUACACUUUACACGACACCUCUGCCAUCCAGUGGAGUUGUACUUGCAUUUAUGUUAAAUGUUAUGACUGGCCUAUAUACCGCAAAUGAAGAUAUUUACUGGCAACGAGUAGUAGAAACAUUUAAGCACGCUUACGGGCAACGGACUUACUUGGGUGAUAUGGAAAAUGAACCUGAGCUCAAGCAGUCGAUUGAAAAAACGUUUAACAAUUUAAAUAGCCAGGAAUUCGCUAACCAUAUUCGCGCAUUAAUUUUCGACAAUAAGACCUUUGAUAAUUACGAAUACUACGGUGCAAACUUUUCCAAUACAGAAGACCACGGAACAGCAAAUAUGGCGGUAUUAGCUGCAAAUGGUGAUGCUGUAACCGUUACCAGUACCAUAAACAAUUACUUUGGCUCCAAGGUUCGCUCACGUCGCACAGGCAUUAUUCUUAACGAUGAAAUGGACGACUUUUCAACUCCUGGUAUCGUAAAUGGUUUUGGUAUACCUGCUUCUCCAGCUAACUACAUACAUCCAGGAAAACGACCUCUCUCUUCCAUGUGCCCAGGAAUUGUACUUGAUCAAGAUGGGAAUGUGCGAAUGUUAGUUGGAGCGGCUGGUGGUAGCAAGAUCACCACUUCAGUUGCCACGGGAAUCAUCAAAUAUCUCAUUUUAAAUCAAACUUUAACUGAAGCAAUCGACGGAGGAAGACUACAUCAUCAAUUAGCUCCAAUGCAAAUUGACAUCGAGCCUCAAGUAGCUCCAUCAAUACGUCAGUACCUAAUUAAGGUGGGUCACAUAUUAAACGAUUUACCAGAAGGCACUGGAUUUGCUGCACUAACUGCGAUUGGAGUGCGUGACAAUGUUCCGGAACCAUUUUUCGAUCGGCGACGAGUGGGGAGUAUAUCCACCAUAUCUCUUAAAAACAAAAUGAUGCAUUAAAUGAUGUUUAGACCACAUCAAGAAUGCAAUUAUGAGUGCCAUUUCUAAUAAAAAGUAUUUGAAACAGACGUAUGUAUAUAAUUUGUAUGUUUAAGAAACCUCUGUAAGAAAUAUUGUAUUCUCUAUGCAUACAUUAUGUAUGUACAUGUGUUUGUACAUAUAUACGAAAAUACGCUACGAAUAUAUUUACUCGUAUUUAAUUGUGAUAUAUAAGUGAUAAACACCAUCGUUUAGCAUUGGAUAAAUAAAUAGUAAAAAUGUGAUUACCAA
Messenger RNA from Ceratitis capitata (Mediterranean fruit fly), 2219 nucleotides. RefSeq names its product glutathione hydrolase 1 proenzyme. Gene Ontology annotation, molecular function: glutathione gamma-glutamate hydrolase. The transcript has 7 exons. The coding region runs from base 207 to 1949 and encodes 580 amino acids. The record is from RefSeq and is a predicted model, not a curated record. Gene Ontology annotation, cellular component: plasma membrane. Gene Ontology annotation, biological process: glutathione catabolic process. Lineage: Eukaryota; Metazoa; Arthropoda; Insecta; Diptera; Tephritidae.